AUGAUGCUGGGAAACAUGAGCUCUAGUGUCCUUUCGCAGCUGGAUCGCUUGAAGGAAAGUUUCCUCUGGGCUGCGGCGAAAGGUGGGCGUGUAGAGGAGUGCGAGUCUCUUUUGGAGAUGGGGACAGAUAUAAACUGGGUGAGUCCGGAAGGAGACACUCCGCUCUUAGCAGCCUGUCGCAACGGGCACCUUCAAACCGCCCUGUGUCUGCUCAGUCACGGCGCCUCGGCAAACCAGGUGGACAAGGACGGGCGAACUGCCCUCCACGUCUCUUGCCGAUAUGGCAAGGAAGCGGUUGCGGAGGCAUUGAUCCUGAGGGGAGCCGAUGUAUCCGCCAGGGACCACGGCGGUGCGACGGCAUUCGAGAGUCAAGGGCCGCACGUCCCAGAUGGUAUGCUUCAACGCCUCGACACCAUCGCCCAGCGCAGCGGUAGGCGAACCCACCACCACCUCGGCAUAAGCACUGCAGCUAUCAACACCAGCACAUUCACCACCUCUUCUGGCAGGAGUGCUCAAGAUGGCGGUGGAUCAAUGUCAAGCAGGCGCAGCAACACCGUACUUGAUAGUGACACGCUCAGUGCUCGCGCCACCGGCGGGGGGGUGCCAGAAAACAAUAUCGGUGACGGCAGGUCGGGAUGGCGCUGGCGGAGUAACACCGGUAGGAUCGAGCACCACGUUCCCCUUACGGACGACGCCCAUGAUGGUGCCGCUGGUGUUGGCCCGGCAGCGAUUUCGACGGGCGACGGUGGCAGAGAUGAUGCCCAGAGGGAGGAGAGAGGGGGAGUGGAGGGAAGGACGACGUUUCCAUCCAUUUCACGCAAAGCCGGGUCCACCAGUGCCGACAGCAGGCCAUCGUCGAGGGUCCACAGCGCCGGUCGGGCAGCGUCCUCCAGCGGCGACGGAGUCCGUUCCAGUGACGACGAACACGAUGAGUUCACGGUAUUUGGCUGA
Ectocarpus siliculosus is the source of this 951-nucleotide messenger RNA. NCBI's taxonomy places the organism in Eukaryota, Phaeophyceae, Ectocarpales, Ectocarpaceae. The record is from the annotation of a GenBank genome assembly.